Jaculus jaculus (lesser Egyptian jerboa) is the source of this 1331-nucleotide messenger RNA. It is a transcript of the gene Tmem116, whose product is annotated as transmembrane protein 116. The transcript is spliced from 11 exons. The record is from RefSeq and is a predicted model, not a curated record. Gene Ontology annotation, cellular component: plasma membrane. Gene Ontology annotation, molecular function: G protein-coupled receptor activity. Bases 66 to 1160 code for a protein of 364 amino acids. Lineage: Eukaryota; Metazoa; Chordata; Mammalia; Rodentia; Dipodidae. Gene Ontology annotation, biological process: adenylate cyclase-activating G protein-coupled receptor signaling pathway.
GGGAUUUAGAACCUGGCUGAGACAGAUUCUCCACCUAUCUGAGGGUCCCUGGGACUGAAGUCCUUAUGGCCUUCCCACUGGAGGCUAGCACUCUGGAGGACAAAUGGGACUCUGAUUUCUCUGCAAUACAGUGGAUACAAUUUGUCAUGGCUACUCUGAGUGUUAUAGGUUCAAGUUCACUUAUUACCUAUGCUGUAUUCCAGAAUACACAGAAGUCUCCAGAGAUAAAACCACUCUUUUACCUGAACUUUUCUGACCUCCUGUUGGGAAUUUGUUGGCUCAUGAAGGCACUUCUUUAUGGAACUUCAACAACACAUAAGGACAUCAUUUGCUAUAACCUACAAACAAUUGGAGAGAUAUUCUGCAUUUCCUCAUUUCUCUACACCAUCAAUUACAUCUGGUAUCUGUAUACAGAGCUGAGGAAGAAACAUAACCAGAGUGGACAGAGCACAUCUCUGCUGGUGAUAGAGUAUUCUUGUCAAAGUGGUCACAUAGCCUUCAUUUUGUCAAGCUUAAUACCUCUGCUAGUGAUGACACCUGUAUUUUGUCUGGGAAAUGCCAGUGAAUGUUUCCACAACUUCAGCCAGAGCCACAGGUGUAUCCUAAUGCACUCACCUUCAUCAGCCAUGACUGAAUUCCUGCCUUCGACCAAUACAUCUGUCUGCAGCACACUUUAUUUUUAUUGUAUCACCAUUUUCCUGAUCAGCUUUUUACUCAGCCUCCUCACAAUUAUGGUCUUACUCAUUCGUGCCCACACAAUGUAUAAGAAGUUUAUGAAAUCGACUUGCUUUCUGGGGAGUGAACAGUGGACACUGAUUCACAUCGUAGAUCAGCGAGUACGUUUCUUCCCAGUGGCCUUCUUAUGCUGCUGGGGCCCAGCUGUAAUUCUUAUGAUCAUACAGCUGACCAAGCCACAGGACACCAAGCUACACAUGGCCUUCUAUGUGCUCCAGGCUCUAACAGCAGCAUCCCAGGGUCUUCUCAACUGUGGAGUAUAUGGCUGGACACAGUACAAGUUUCACCAACUAAAGCAAUCAUCUCGUCGUGAUGCAGAUACUCAGACACCACUGUUAUGCUCACAGAAGAGAGCAUAUAACAGGGGCUUCGAUCCAUGGAGGUCUACCCUUGAAUUUGAUGCCAACUCUUCCACCGUUCUUUGAAACUUUGGAACUGGAACAUCCAGAAAUGAGAUAUUUUCCAUGAGUGGAUUGGGAAGGACUUGGGGAACCACAUCCUCCAUCUCACUACACUCUAGGCUGCUGAACUGAAAGGGAAUAUAAUGUCAUGGUUAGUAGCUAGUCUAGGAGGAUGGGAAGGAUCUCCCAGUUAUU